This is a messenger RNA of Hyphopichia burtonii NRRL Y-1933, 1523 nucleotides long. RefSeq names its product Sly41p (gene SLY41). Gene Ontology annotation, molecular function: antiporter activity; phosphoenolpyruvate transmembrane transporter activity. Gene Ontology annotation, cellular component: Golgi apparatus; endoplasmic reticulum. Bases 333 to 1523 code for a protein of 396 amino acids. The transcript is spliced from 2 exons. The record is from RefSeq and is a predicted model, not a curated record. Lineage: Eukaryota; Fungi; Ascomycota; Pichiomycetes; Serinales; Debaryomycetaceae. Gene Ontology annotation, biological process: phosphoenolpyruvate transmembrane import into Golgi lumen.
GUACGGAUGGGCCCCUGGACAACAUCCCCAUCCCAACCAGUAACAGUUGCAAACAGGCCUUAAUUUGCUUUCCACAGCUUGUAUAAUCCUCAUCAGUCUGCUCCCAAUUGGCAUGGAUCAUGGGACACCCACCGUGCCUGUCUUACAUAAUCAGGAACCGAAACUGGUUAUGAGAAGACCAAUGCGAACAAUAGCAGAUUAAACAACCGUUAAUAUUAUUUGAGUAAUCGAGUAUUUUUCAGCUUUGUCGAGGGUAUUUCAGCUUGUCGAGAUGGUUGCCAUUUGUCGAGGCUAUCACGGUAUGUCGAGAAGUAGAGCAAGCCAAAUGAACAAUGAAGUUCGCUGUCAAAACUUAUCCGAAGCCCCAAAGUGAAUAUAGUCAGAAUCGAGUAGCUACUUUUCAAUUACCGCUUUCACCACCAUUAUCCAAUCCCACGUCUCCAGUGAAAGAACAUGAUUAUUUCAUUAGUGAUGCCCAAGAAUCAGGGGUUUCUAGCUGGAUGCCUCCCAUUGAUUGGAAAGUAGUUGCAUUAUGUUUUAAUUGGUAUAUUUUUUCAAUUAUAUCAAACAAUUCAACUAAGUUGAUUUUAUCAAACUAUAAUUACCCAAUAACAUUAACAGAAUUACAAUUUUGCAUUAAUUCGAUUCUUUGUAUCUUGCUAGUAAUGGGGUUAAUUCAGUUUCCUAAAUUGGACAGAUAUUUCCCGCAAGGAUCAGUACCUAAAUUAAGUUCAAUUGAUAAUUCGAUACUUAAAUUUGUUCAACCAGAUACCCAAGUCAUUAAGACCACCUUACCAAUGGGAGGAUUUCAAUUCAUUGGCCAUAUAACUAGUCAUAAGGCCACCAGUUUAAUUCCAGUAUCCUUAGUGCAUACCAUUAAAGCAUUGUCACCAAUAACCACCGUUUUCAUUUAUAGAAUUUUUUUCGGGAAAACAUAUAAGAAAAUCACUUAUAUUACAUUAAUACCAUUAAUGGUUGGUAUUAUGAUAACCUGUUAUAAGCCUUCAAACUCAAUUCAAACCCUAUAUAUGAGUGGGUUUAUCUAUGCAUUCAUAUCAAUGUUAAUUUUUGUUAAUCAAAAUAUUUUUGCAAAGAAAAAGUUAACAUUAAAAUCAACUAGUGAUUUACCUAGUUAUAACACUACAAAUGAAGAGAAAAAAUUCGACAAGUUGACGAUAUUGUUUUUCUGUUCAAUGAUUGGAUUCGUAUUAACUUUACCAAUUUAUAUAAUUCUGGAAUUUAAUAAUGAAUCCAUAUCAAUCCUUAAUCUAAAUAAAACCAUGAUUGCCCUUAUAUUACUUAAUGGAGGGUCUCAUUUCGUACAAUCAUUAAUUGCAUUCCAAUUAUUAGGAUUGAUCAGUCCAAUCAAUUACUCAAUUGCUAAUAUCUUGAAAAGAAUAAUCAUUAUAUUAUUUUCAUUUUUAUGGGAAAAUAAUAAAAAUUUGAGUCCAACCCAAAUAUUUGGAUUAUCCCUAACCUUCAUUGGACUCUAUUGUUACGAUCGUUUUGGAUCUGCUAAGUAA